Toxotes jaculatrix (banded archerfish) is the source of this 3310-nucleotide messenger RNA. It is a transcript of the gene klhl38a, whose product is annotated as kelch-like family member 38a. NCBI's taxonomy places the organism in Eukaryota, Metazoa, Chordata, Actinopteri, Toxotidae. The record is from RefSeq and is a predicted model, not a curated record. Gene Ontology annotation, molecular function: protein binding. The transcript is spliced from 4 exons. The coding region runs from base 138 to 1889 and encodes 583 amino acids.
UGCUCCUUCUCUCUCCUCGACGACACUAUCCACUUGUCUGGACUACAUUUUGGUUCUUUUUUAGUUGAAACUGAUAUUUUUAUCAGACCAGACGGACAAGAUAUUUUGGAGAUUAUUGGUUUUCUGAGAGCAGGAGAAUGGCCUGUAGACCACGAGACGUUUUCUCUUUCAAAGACUCGGAACUUCCCUCCCACCUACUUGCCCAGCUCAACAUCCUCCGGCAGGAACGUAUCCUGACAGACGUUCUGCUCUGCACGGAACAUCAGGAGAUCCCCUGCCACAGGAACGUCCUGGUGUCCAGCAGCCCGUACUUCCGCGCCAUGUUCUGCAGCAACUUUCUGGAGAGCAGUCAGGCUCGUGUGAAUCUGAAGGGAAUCUCUUCAAAUGUCAUCAGCCGCAUUGUGGACUAUGUCUACACUGGUUGCAUUACUAUCACAAUGGAGAUUGUGCUCCCGCUCAUGCAGGCAGCAUCCAUGCUUCACUAUGGAGGUCUCUUUGAGGCCUGCUCAUUGUUUCUUCAGGAGCAGCUCAGUCCAGAAAACUGUCUGAGCAUGAUCCGGCUCUCUGAGAUCCUUCACUGUGAGAGUUUGAGGGAGAGAGCAAAGGAGAUGGCUGUGAGGUGUUUCUCUGAUGUUGCUGCUACAGAGGACUUCUGUGAGCUGUCUCUUCCUGAACUCAUGUGUUACCUCGAAGAUGACCGACUCUGUGCUGAGGAGGAGCAGGUGUUCGAGACCCUCCUGGCAUGGAUCCACCAUGACCCAUUUUCACGCCGCGGUGCAAUCCACGAUCUCUUCAAGAAAGUCCGUCUUCGCUACAUCCAUCCAACUUACCUCUUCCAGUUCAUCGCCAACGACCCUCUGGUGCAGUCCUCCACGCUCUGUACUGAGAUAAUCGAGUCAGUGCGUCGCCUCAUGCUCACAGUCAGCACUAAGUGUAGUCGUGAGCUCAAGCCACUUUGGACCACACCUCGACGUUACACCUGCAGAGAAACACUGGUGGUGGUUGGAGGACGCAAAAACAAUGAACAAACUUCACGAGAAGCCUUACUGUACGAUGAAAGGACUCAGCGUUGGCAGUGGUUGGCCAAGCUUCCGCUGCGGCUCUACAAAGCUGCGUAUGUGUGUAUUCACAGCAUCCUCUAUGUACUUGGCGGGCUCAGCCUCUGCAUGACAUCAGGUGACAGCUCAGUCAGCGCCACGGUUUACACGCUCUCCCUUAAAACCAACCAGUGGAGGACUGCUGAGCCCAUGUUGGAGCCGCGAUACGCCCACCAGAGUGUGUCCUAUCUGCAUUUUAUUUUUGUGUUAGGAGGCAUUGGGGUAGACAAGCGAAUCUCUAGGUCAGUAGAGAGGUACAAUAGUAUGUUCAAUCAAUGGGAGGCCAUGGCACCAAUGCCCACAGCAGUGCUGCAUCCAGCUGUUGCAGCAAGUGAUCAGAGGAUCUAUGUUUUUGGAGGAGAGGAUGCCAUGCAGAAUCCAGUCAGGCUGAUCCAGGUGUACCACAUCUCUCGCAACUUGUGGUCAAGGCUAGAGACAAGGACCGUGAAAAAUGUUUGCGCCCCUGCUGCCGUCAUAGAGGACAAGAUCUACAUCAUAGGAGGAUACACCAGACGCAUGAUAGCCUACGACACCAAAGCCAACAAAUUCGUCAAAUGUGAGAAUCUAAAGGAGAGAAGGAUGCAUCACAGCGCUACAGUGAUCAACAACAAGCUCUAUGUCACUGGUGGACGCAUCCUCAACGGCCACGAUGUCAUCGAGGACUCAGACUGCUUUGAGUGCUAUGACCCAAAGACUGAUGUUUGGACCUCAAAAGGCUCUUUGCCAUACAAGCUAUUUGACCAUGGCUCUCUGCCGCUAGUCUGUGUUUCCAACAGACCCAACCCACCGUGACCUCUCAUCCAAUCAGCCACUUUUGGCGACCGCUUAGUUACAUGUUCUUCACCUCCCCUUUGCCAUGAGUGAUUGGCCUCUAACUAUACAAAUGGGAAACCAUUUGAAACUGACUGCAUUCCUUCACGCAGCUCAGUCUUUGCCACAACUUAACGGCAUGUUAAGCCAGGCUGACUUUUAUGUGAAUCAAAGGAGAGCUCGUCUCACGCGCAGAGGUGUCAUGUCUAAGGCACCUGGGGUGGAACUGAAGUGAGAACCCCACAGAUGAUGAGAGGCAGUUAUACUUACACAACACGCAGCUGUUCAGACACAUACGUAAUCCAAAAAGCUCUUUCUGCAGAUGGCUGCACUCGUUUGAUGCUAGCUGAAAGUGUUAAUGUUUUAAUUCCCCGGACAUCUAUACACAACAUGUCAAUCUGCCUGGCAGCUGCAGAUGACUUCUCUGUAACAAUUAAACACGUGCCUGGCUGUGUGUUAAUUCUAUGAGCUCUGCUGAAAAUGACAGAUCUGUCCGCUAAUAAAGUUGCACUUUAUAGAAAUUACAUUCCUCCAUGACCCACAUGCUUCUAACAGAGUGCACUUGGUGAUGAGAACCAUCGUGACAGAACAUGGACUACACAGUAGUCUAGCGUGGUUGCUGAAAUGUUGCUAAGAGGAACAGUUUUACUGAAAUGGCAUUAUCUGGGCCAACAUGAUUCCACUUCUGCCUGCUCUAUCUAUGACCUUCAGAAUUAUUCCUGCAUCCCCCAACAAAGUAUGUUCUGUGUAUCAUUUCCUGAAUGUUUUGCCUGCAACAUACAUUACUGGGAGUAGAAUAAGACUGUGCUUUCUUUUGUGCUGUUUUACCUUUAAUUUCAUUAUGUGCAAUUGUUAGAUAAGGAGAAUGGCUUCGCAGGCAGCUAUGUUGAUGUGAGGACAUGUGACAAUGCUGGCUUUGAAUGCAAGUGCCUGGUGGGGAUGCAGUGACCUGCUAAGUGUAGCUAUGAGUGGAAAUGGCUUUGAUUGUCAGGGUUUGCAGCUUACAGUGGGGCCACAUUCACACACAUGUAACUUGCCGGUGGUUGCUCACAAGCACAUUCACUGAUCUGAAAUCAAUCUUCCAUUCGUCUGAGGAAACAACAGGAAGAAACGAGAUCCACACCAGCUGUAACGUGUGACAAAAAGCAUUAAGGCAGAGGCUAACAAGCCUGCGGAGAUACGUCUUACCAUCACUGUGGGCCACUACUGUCUUCAUCCUGUCAUACUCUUGACCCUUAUGGAGCACACACUCACUGCUGUACUCAACCAGCCUCUGGCCUGGGUGACGAUUGCCAUGGCAACCCUUUUAUCGGCCCAAAGGAUCAUCUGUGGCAUGCAUCCCUGUCGUGAGUCUGUCUAUUUAAGACUGCAGCACUGACCAACUGCACGAUGCACAAUCUUUA